Messenger RNA from Fomitopsis serialis, 528 nucleotides. RefSeq lists its product as uncharacterized. The transcript is spliced from 2 exons. Bases 1 to 528 code for a protein of 175 amino acids. NCBI's taxonomy places the organism in Eukaryota, Fungi, Basidiomycota, Agaricomycetes, Polyporales, Fomitopsidaceae. The record is from RefSeq and is a predicted model, not a curated record.
AUGCCUCGAAAGCCACCAACGUUCCGAGUCCGAUUCACGACGGAUGCGAACCAUGACGCGCAUCCCAACGAAGCACCUAGCGGCAGCAAAUCAGUGAGUGCGAAAAGCUCAGCGGCAUCAGUACCUCUCGAGAAGCUAGUCUUGUCGAGCGAGCAGCGCACCGCAGUCGAGAACCUCUACAACAACCCGACGGAUGCCAAUCAUGAUGUGCCAGCAUUGCUCGAUCAGUUCUUCACCACGGAUUCUGGGAGCCAAGAGCAAGCACAGUCCCUUCUUUUGAAGUGGCAGCUUGAUAUUGGGGCACUCGAGAGUAUUGGAACAUGUUGGGCACAGCAAUGGAGCCGGAAGACUGGGAAGUCACGAAGAGUCCUAUUGCAGUGCCACACACAUGCUCCACAAGUCCAUUGUCCCGGCAUGCCUCAGACUUGCACGCUUGACCGUUUUUCCGGCUUCGCGAGGCUGUCGCCGCUCGGGACAGUCUGGUCUGCAGUGACUCAGAUCGAUUCAAGGACAUUGUAUGAUUUGUAA